AUGUCAUCGCGCAGGCUCGAGCAGGCCUUUUCCCGCCUCGCACGCCGCACCGCGAGCACCUCCGGUACCACGAGAACCCUUUGUGCCCACUGCCAAUGGCGUCGCAGCCUCACCCUCUCGGCCUCCCGCGCUGCGAGGGCAGAGAAGCCCGCUUCGGGCGCCUCUCUCGAUCCAAAGAGCGCUCUGGGCAGCGCCCCCAUCGAGGCACCCAGAAGCUACGGCAAGCGGGUUGACGGUCAUUUCGUCCCCAAGCCGCUGCCGCGGCCCAUCGGCAUGCCGUUGCCGCCCAGGGCUGGCGAGCACACCGGCAUCGACAACCGGUCCUUCCAGCAGCGCAAGGAGGACUUCGUCGACUACGACAAGCACAUACAGCGCCGCAAGGAGCUCACGGCCCAGAUAUCGAGACCAUACUUCCGUGACUGGGGCAACCUGCAGUACCACUCGGGCAAGUCCUUCAUCGCACCUCCGCGCCUCUUCAAGGCCGAGCUGUCCCUCUACUUCCCCAACCUCUACGGCGAGACCCUCGUCAAGACCGACAAGGCGCCCCGUGACACCACGCCGCUCCUGACCGGCAGGGCUUCCGUCGUCUCCAUCUUCAGCAGCCGGUGGGCCGAGCAGCAGGUCGGCAGCUUCACCUCGCGCGAGGCCAACCCCGCCCUGCACCGCCUCGUUGCCCAGAACGCCGAGCUGGCGCAGGUGGUCAACGUCAACUACGAGGACAACGCCGGCAAGGCCUGGCUCGUCCGUCUUUUCCGGGGCUCCCUGCGCCGAAGGUUCCCCGAGGCCGAAUGGGACAAGUAUUUCCUCAUCCGCAGGGGCAUCACCGACGCCAUGCGCGAGUCCAUCGGCCUGCUCAACAGCAAGGUCGGCUACACCUACCUCGUCGACCACCAUUGCCGCAUUCGCUGGGCCGGGAGUGGACCGAGCCAUCCGGACGAAGUAGACGGCUUGACCAGGGGCCUCGCACGUCUGCUCGAUGAGAUCAAGAAGGAGUCGACUCGGCCGGCGGCGGCGCGAGAGAAACCGGUGGGCAAGUCGCACCUGGAACGACCGGGUCCGACAGAGAAAUGA
This is a messenger RNA of Drechmeria coniospora, 1071 nucleotides long. RefSeq lists its product as uncharacterized. NCBI's taxonomy places the organism in Eukaryota, Fungi, Ascomycota, Sordariomycetes, Hypocreales, Ophiocordycipitaceae. The record is from RefSeq and is a predicted model, not a curated record. Gene Ontology annotation, biological process: mitochondrial proton-transporting ATP synthase complex assembly. The transcript has 2 exons. Gene Ontology annotation, cellular component: mitochondrial inner membrane. Bases 1 to 1071 code for a protein of 356 amino acids.